Molecule: messenger RNA, 1965 nt
Organism: Hibiscus syriacus
Lineage: Eukaryota; Viridiplantae; Streptophyta; Magnoliopsida; Malvales; Malvaceae
Product: protein UPSTREAM OF FLC-like
Source: RefSeq, a predicted model, not a curated record
UUUUUCCCACCCGGAUGAAAAACUGUGUCGACAACCAUGUUAGAUGGAAACUGUUAGUUGACUAACCUUUAACACAUGUUGUUGACGUGAAAUUUUCACAUAGGCUCUUUUGUUGACAUGACAUAUGUCACACAACUAUUUUUGGUGACAUGACACAUGUCGCUUCAUCAAUUAAUCACAUGUAAAAAUGUCAUGUCAGUAAUAUGUAUUGAUUGUUAAUAAAUUAAUUAUUUUCAUCCAACAUAGUAUGUUUUGAUAAAAAAAUUGAAACGUUUGGGACGCAAUAUGAUCAAAAAAAUAAGGGGCAAAUUGAUCAUUUGUGAAAAUAUUAGGGGGCAAUUGUAUCAUUAUAUUAAAAGAAAUAAAAACGAAAAUGACUACUAAAAUAAACGUUGAUGGACUAAUUUUGACAUUAUUCCAUAUUUGCUGAUCUCAUUUUUGCUUAUGUUGGGGAUCAGAAAACUGCCCAAAGUCAAAGUAAAUUCUACUGUAAUGACCGUGACCCACCACCACACACAUUCCCCCAUUUUCAUAAGAAUCCAAAAUUAAUGCUGUGGUUUUGCACCUCUUAAUGAACCCCCCCCCCCCAGUUCACCUUCGGACCUUCCCUUUACACCAUCUAACAGUUUGGUGCAGUAAAUGAGAAUAUAAAUGAGAAAACUCUAGUCCUUUCGUCAAAACCUUGAGAAAACUAAAAAGGUCAAGAAUCAUGAACGGGAGAAGUAGAAGAAGAGCAAGAGAAAGCAGCCCAGACAGGGCCAAAGUCUGUAUGCAACAGCAGCAAACAAAGGCAGUGAAACCCAUCAGAAAAGUUCAAGUCGUUUACUACUUAACCAGAAAUGGCCAGCUUGAGCAUCCUCAUUACAUGGAAGUGACCCAUUUGGUCAAUCAACCACUUCGUUUGAGAGAUGUAAUGGAAAGACUCACAGCUCUUAGAGGCAAAGGAAUGCCCUCUCUUUACUCUUGGUCCUGUAAAAGGACUUACAAGAAUGGUUAUGUAUGGAAUGAUUUAGCAGACAAUGAUGUAAUCCCUCCAUCUGAUGGAGCUGAAUAUGUUCUCAAAGGCUCAGAAUUGGUUGAUGGUUGCUCUGAGAGAUUACAGCAAAUUCAAAUCAGCAAAAUGGACCCCAAACUAAAGCCCUCAGCUUUUGCUUUGACUCGGCAAAGAGAACCCCAAGCAUCAACAUAUGAAGAAGAGCAAGAAUUUGAUGAUGAUGAAGAAGAAGAAUAUGAACUAGAUGAGGAGAAAACUUGCUACACAAGCUCAACAACAACUCCCCACUCUCGCUGCUCAAGAGGGGUUUCCACUGAUGAACUUGAAUACCAAGAAACCAAUACCCAAAAACCCAUCAUUGAGAAGCAAGACCAGACCAAAAACACUGCAUCCAAGCGGUUUGAAGAUGGCGACUCGGUUGCCAACGGCCGUAACUCGUCGGUGCUGCUUCAACUCAUCGCAUGUGGGAACUUAGCCGUUAACAAAGCCAAGAACAUACCGAAUAAUGUGGUGAAGAAGAGUGAAGAUCUGCAUAGAGUCGUUUGUAAAUCUGCAGUAAAGGUUAAUGAAGAUGAUCAGAUGAUAAGCUGCAUGUCUGAGAAUCCGAGGUUCGGGAAUUUGCAGGCAGAAGAGAAGGAGUACUUCAGUGGCAGCAUUGUUGAGUCAAUCAAGUCCGAGAACCGAGUUGUGGGUGAUGAGCCAUCGCUCAAAAGAUCCAAUUCAUAUGAUGAAGAAAGGAGCUGCAAGGCUGCACUGAGUGGAACAUUGGGAGAGGAGAAAAAGGACAAGGUGGUGAAAGGGAACUGUAUUCCCAGGAAGAAAUUACCAAAGCAAACCAGAAAAAGUUAGGGUUGACUAGAUUCAUACACUUUGUUGAUGCAGUAAUUAGUAGUAUUAACAGUUAGGGGAUGUUAUCAUUAUUAAGAACAAUGUUCUUCACUUUUCAAUGUGGUAUAUGUUCCAUUUCAAUA